Malurus melanocephalus (red-backed fairy wren) is the source of this 1467-nucleotide messenger RNA. Its product is annotated as survival motor neuron protein-like. The transcript has 9 exons. NCBI's taxonomy places the organism in Eukaryota, Metazoa, Chordata, Aves, Passeriformes, Maluridae. Gene Ontology annotation, molecular function: RNA binding. The record is from RefSeq and is a predicted model, not a curated record. The coding region runs from base 45 to 878 and encodes 277 amino acids. Gene Ontology annotation, cellular component: cytoplasm; nucleus. Gene Ontology annotation, biological process: mRNA processing.
CGGGGCGGGCUCGCGGCUCGGCGCGUGCGCAGCGGCGCGCGGCCAUGGCGGACGCGGUGCUGUUCCGGCGCGGCACCGGGCAGAGCGACGACUCGGACAUCUGGGACGACACGGCCCUCAUCAAGGCGUACGACAAGGCGGUGGCCUCCUUCAAGAAUGCCUUGAAAAAUGGGGAGGGCUCGGAGCCUUCAGACAAGCAGGAGCAGCGCCUGGUGAUAAAGAGGAAAAACCAUAAAAAGAACAGAAAUAGAAAGAAGAGCAGCACACCGCCUUUGAAACAGUGGAAGGUUGGUGACAGCUGCAAUGCUGUUUGGUCUGAGGAUGGUAAUUUAUACCUAGCCACUAUUGCCUCCAUCAACCAGAAGAGAGGCACGUGUAUUGUCACUUACACGGGAUAUGGAAAUCAGGAGGAGCAGAACCUGUCUGAUCUACUUCCUCCAACCAGCGAUGAAACAGUAAAUGGGAUGGGGCAUUCUGGGGAGAAUGAGAAUGAGACUCCAUAUUCAACAGAUGAAAGUGAAAAAUCUUUCCAGUCACCCCGAAACAAAAAUAACUGCACAAAAGCAAGAUUCUCCCCUCAAAACCUACRAUUUCCCACACCACCACCACCACCACCAAUCCCAGGCCUAGGAAGGCCUGGAUCAAAAUUCAAGCCACCUCCAUCAUUUUUAUCUUGCUGGCCCCCACCCUUYCCAGCAGGACCACCGUUGAUUCCUCCUCCUCCACCACCCAUGAGGCCAGACUCUGCUGAGGAUGACGAAGCAUUGGGGAGCAUGUUGAUAGCCUGGUACAUGAGCGGUUACCACACUGGAUAUUACCUGGGUUUAAAACAAAGCCGAAUGGAAGCAGCAUCAGAGAGACAAACGCAUGCAAAAUAACUGAACAUUCAUCGUUGUUCUGAAAGACUCCAGGUACAAAUCUUUUCCCCUGAGAACUGUAUAUCACUUAUGCAUUGGUGGUUGGUGGUGAAGAGCUGAAUUUUAUCAAGACCAUUAGUCAUAACAUUUUCUUAACACUGAGCUGUCCCUGUUAAUAAAAAAAUAACUUCAGAGUAGUAAUUAAAUGUGCAUUGAAAUGAACUAUUUCUUAGACCUCUAGUCAAAUGUAUUUUGCAAGCACUGCAGCAACAAAAUAUUUUUUACUUCCCUGAGGCAAUUUCAAGUCUUCUGAUAGAUUUAACUCUUUUGAACCCAUGUAUUAGAUUUCAUUUCUCUCUCAACRUUUCUUGCGUUCCUCAGACUUUUUGUCUGAAUGACAGCACCAGAACUAUUGAUUAUGGUAUCCUCUUUCAGGAGAGAGCUGUGGCAGCAAUGUGUGUGCUGGUGGCACUGACAUGGAAAACAUGUACUGUCAUAGUAAAAUGAACAUCUUACAGGUCUGAUUAGAAUAAUGAAAUAUGACAGAUGGUUUCAGGCAAGCUAUUGUCUUGUUUCAAAUCUGUGAAUAAAAUACUUUUUAAACUUUGAA